AUGGACCGCUACAGGUACUUCAUUUUGAACCAAAAGCGUGUACUCGUCCUCGGUGUCCUCCAAGUGGCAUGCGCGGCUCUCUGUGUGAUCUGCGGCUUCAUGGAUGCUGUUUUCCGCAAGGAUACCCCGUUGAGCACCACCAGGACACCAGUGUGGGCCGGAAUGAUCAUGGCUUGUCCUGGCGUUUUGGCUCUGUUUGCAUCUCAAAGGAGAAACUCAAUACUGGUGAGUGCGAUGGUGGCAGCCGCGUGCCUCUCUUGUGCGGCUUCAGUAUUUGUACUGGGCUAUACUUGUCUAACGCUCACUUAUGGAGAGGAAGAUCAGGAAGUCUUCCACCAUCAUGACAGUCCCAAAGUGACAUUUGUGCUGCAUCGGAUGGUUAAGGGCGCCAACGCCACCAUGUUGCUGAGCUGCUUCAUCAGCCUGCUCCUGUCCUCUCUCAUCGCUUACGUGGGUUGCUGUAGUCUACCCCGGUGUGGCUGCUAUGACGCUCGAACUGGACUGGAGACACUGAUUCCACAGUGUGACCCAGGAGAUGCUGAGAUGGUGUGUACCUGGCAAGCUGGGGGUGACGACAGGCUCUUCAACUCUCCAGCUCGGCCGACAGACUGUGGCACCACGGAGCAGGAAGGUUCCUCCAAGCUGCCUCCAUACAGCAGACUAACCUAA
This is a messenger RNA of Phycodurus eques (leafy seadragon), 669 nucleotides long. RefSeq lists its product as uncharacterized. Gene Ontology annotation, cellular component: membrane. Lineage: Eukaryota; Metazoa; Chordata; Actinopteri; Syngnathiformes; Syngnathidae. The record is from RefSeq and is a predicted model, not a curated record. The coding region runs from base 1 to 669 and encodes 222 amino acids. The transcript is spliced from 6 exons.